Cladocopium goreaui is the source of this 240-nucleotide messenger RNA. Lineage: Eukaryota; Dinophyceae; Suessiales; Symbiodiniaceae. The record is from the annotation of a GenBank genome assembly.
AUGGUGCGCUUGCAAUGGGUGGCGGCAGCAGCAGUUGUGGCAAGGUGCAAGUCUUGCGAACUGCGUCCCACCGCCGUGUGGUGGUGGAAAACAGCUGCAGCCGCCUGGUCUUCAAGGAGUAAAUCCAUGUUGAUUUGUUGCAGUUGUAGCCGGGGGUUACAACACCAGGUUCAUUGGGCUUAUAAGACGCGAAAAAACCCAUUAAUGGGAAGCCUGUUCUCAACUAAUCAGUGGUUUUGA